Notolabrus celidotus (New Zealand spotty) is the source of this 5325-nucleotide messenger RNA. It is a transcript of the gene tmcc3, whose product is annotated as transmembrane and coiled-coil domain family 3. Lineage: Eukaryota; Metazoa; Chordata; Actinopteri; Labriformes; Labridae. Gene Ontology annotation, cellular component: endomembrane system. The record is from RefSeq and is a predicted model, not a curated record. Bases 246 to 1778 code for a protein of 510 amino acids. The transcript has 6 exons.
GAUUAAUCUAAUGAUCAUCAGGAGUUGGCUGGUGAAGCCUUUCCAGCCUACAUUUCCCUGAACAUUUUCCUUGAUUCUCCCACUGCUGAAGAUGUGGAGUUUACAGCACUGAGUCUCUGCUGCCUGUUAGUCACUGUGUGGUUAUGCUGAGUUGGGGGAAAGCUGCACCGUGCUACAUUUCACACUGAGGUGUGUAGAGAUCCUCCAGAGCUGCCUGCUCAGACUGCAAGUGUCUGAACAUCAGCAUGGGUCAGUGCCAGAGUUCCUGCUGCACUCCAGGAGAGGAGGUGGGGGUCUGGACCUUGUACAUGAGAAGGUUCACCGUCUCAUCACUUCUCUUUCGAGGGGAUGGAUGGAUGGAAGAAGAGGAAGAAAGUCUCCUAAAUGCGGAGCGCAGCAGUUGCGAUGUCAAUAUCCUCAGCAUCCCGGUCCCCAUCCGUCGCGGUGGCUCAGAGUCCAACCUGGACGUGGUGGACAGCAUCGGAGACGAUGGAGUCGGCCUGGAUUUCAACAAGGGGGCGCUGGGGAUCGACAGCCUGCAGCAGAAGAUCCUCAAGGUGACGGAGAAGAUGAAGGUGGAGCAGACGGCUCGGGACCAGAAUGUGGCCGAGUACCUGAAGCUGGUGAGCAAUGCCGACAAGCAGCAGGGGGAUCGGAUACGUCGGGUCUUUGAGAAGAAGAACCAGAAGUCAGCGCACACCAUCGCCGGGCUGCAGAGGAAGCUGGAGCAGUACCACCGCCGCAUGAAGGACGGAGAGACCAACGGGAAGCAGAGCCACAAGGACGGCAGCAGCAAAGAGUCCGGGACUCACAGCAAGGAGGGCAGCCUGAAGGACGUGAGCGCCACGGGGAGACACCCGGCUCUGGAUAAAGUCAAGACCAUCGGGCCCGGCGUGUCGCUCUCGCCGCCGUUCUUCUUCAACAAGUCGCGGGAAUUCGCCAACCUCAUCAGGAAUAAGUUUGGCAGCGCCGACAACAUCGCCCACCUCAAGAGCUCCGUGGAAACGGGGUCGGGUCUGCAGGCGGAGGGCGGGGCCAGAGGUCUGAGUGGGAGCGCCACAACCGUAGCCAAACCGUCCAAGUACCAGAGCGACGACGAGUGUUCAACGGGGACAUCUGCGUCCGCCGACUCCAACGGGAACGCAGCGGGGGGCUCGGGGGCGGGGUCAGGAGGCCCGGGGAGGUCAGAGUCUAACAGCAGGCUCGGGGAGGUGCUGGACAUGGUGCGGGACAUCAGGGAGGCUCAGUCUCAGCUGGAGGAGGCCAUGGAGACUCUGAGCACACAGUUCAAACGGGAUUACGGAUACUUCACUCAGGUGAUCCAGGAGGAGAGAUACAGGUAUGAGCGGUUGGAGGACCAGUUAAACGACCUGACGGAGCUCCACCAGCUUGAGACCAUCAACCUGAAGCAGGAGCUGGCCAGCAUUGAGGACAAGGUGGCGUACCAGGCGUACGAGCGGGCCAGAGACAUUCAGGAGGUGCUGGAGUCGUGUCAGACUCGCGUGUCGAAGCUGGAGCUCCAGCAGCAGCAGCAGCAGACGGUUCAGGUCGAGAACACCGACGCCAAGGUGCUGCUGGGAAAAUGCAUCAACAUCAUGCUCGCCAUCGUCACGGUGAUCCUGGUGUGCGUUUCCACGGCCGCCAAGUUCACCGCCCCGCUGAUGCGUAGCCGUUUCCACCUGGCGCUCACCUGCGUGGGCGUGUCUGUGUUGGCGCUGCUGUGGAAGAACUGGGAACAUUUACAGUGUGCUAUGGAACGGCUGCUGCUCCCGCACUGAGACCAGGAGACCAGGACACUUCACCCUGAGUUUCCAUGUAGCCUUACACCAGCCCGGCUCCCCCUGUCGGUCUUAGGCUCCAUGAGGACUGGUUUACGGCUCAGCAUGUCUAAAAGGGGUCCACACAAAUCCGUGAAGCCUUUUCCACGAAUGCACGACGGCAGUGAUUCCAACAAACUAGAAAACAAGACACACAUGUAAGCUGAUGUAAUUUAUCACAACUGAACAAACCUCUACAACAAGCUGUGUACAAACUAAAUAUAUAAACACGCCGCCAUGACGGCGUCACUACAGAACAUUAAGUGAUACAGCAGCUGGAUCCAUCACGUGGCUGCCAUUAUUAACUUCUGGACUCAUUGGAGGAUUCUGGACGCACACAAACGGACGCUAACGUCUAAAUAUAGAGGAGUGGGCAUGAAAACACCCUGAUUGUUUCCUGUCCUUAAAGGGAAGUGUGUUAUAGCAACGUCUCUGAACAAACAAACACUCGCUGGCGGAGUGAGGCCGGUCGAUCGGUCUUUAACCUGCACAGUUUGCCUCCUCAGACACCAGCCAGCUGUGACAACACAAAGACACAAAGACACACAAAGACACAAAGACACAAAGACACGUCCUCCCGGAGCUCCAUUUGUACCGUGUCUACUGUUCUGUAUUCAUGUAACGUUUCUGUCUCACUCAAAAGAACGAUUUUAAAGAUGUUGUUUUGGUGUGUGUGUGUGUUUGUGUGUGUGUGUGUGUGUGUGUGUGUUUCUGUGUGAGUGUGUGCUCAUGUAAUGUGCGCCUGCUUGUGUGUGUCCACACUGUUUUAAAGAGGCUGUUGCACAUUUUGUGACAUAUUUGCUUUCUUGUUCAGAGUUCGGUGACUUUCUGAACAACUUUUUAUAAAUCUACACCCAGAAGAUGAUUAGCUUAGCUUAGCAUAAUGACUGGAAACAAAGGGAAACUGCUGGCCUGAAACAAAUGCAACUUCAAAAUCCCAAAAAAACUUUCAGAUUAUUGUGUUAAAAAAAAUACAAAAGAGGAGUUUUCAACAUUUUUCCUUUCUAAAUUGAAGAGGGCAAUUUCUCUGAGCGAAGCAUGAACCUCUCACCGGGAAACCAUGACAUCAUUGCAAUCUGUAGUUUCGGAAUGAGUGUCAGAGAUGUCAGAAAGCUGAUUGGUUCAUUGUAGGAAGGAACCAGACUAACUGUUUCCCUGUUUUCAUGUUUUAUGCUAAGCUAAGCUAACUUGUUGGAGCUUUUUAUUAACCGUACAAACAAGGGAUGUCUCAAAGCGUCCGAUUUCUAAACCAAAAUUUCAAUUUGGACGAUUUAGAGUGUGGUUACAGUUAGCAGAGCUAGCACCACCUGCCUUUGGUUCCUCAUGUCUCUGGUGGAGUGGUUAUAUGUCAGUUUAAUCAGGCACAGCCUACAUACAAGUUUAUCUCCAUUUACUAGAUCAACAUACUGACAAACCACGCUGUGCUACAAGAUGAUAUCUGUCACCUGUGCUUGUUAACAUCCGGGUAGUAGAACUUUAGAGAACUAUGGCAGUAGCUGCAGCCCCAGCUAGUGGAGGAAGGCUGCACUACAGCUUAAACGCAACAUAAGGCCAGCACUUCAGGCCUAUAGUGACGACCUUUAACCAUCUUAGUCGACAUCCCUGUCACAAACACGAGGUAUCAUCCCUCUCAGCAAGAAAUCUUGUUUCAAAAUGUGGACCGCCCCUUAAGGGAAAGCUUCCAAACUGCCUCCCGUCUCAUUAAUCGGAUGCUUUUGGGUUUUUCGUAUCGUGAAAUCUGUUUCAUGUUUUUGCUUUUGGAGAAACAAACUUGUUGUGUGAGUUGACGUUCUUUACUCAGUUCCAAAGACUGCCGCGUCAGCAUGAAACCAGCUAGCAUGUAAACCUGUGAGGGAAGCUCUAAAUGUUAAUUCUUCUUUCUGUGGUUUUGAUUGAAAUGCCUUUUUCGCGAGGUGAACAGAACAAACGAAGCCUUUUGAUCCGGUGCUGCGUUCAUGUCCUGUGGGAGAACAGACGCUUCCCUCUCACAGUGCUGACCUGAAAAGAUCCCCGCCUGUAGAAACCUGCUUUAAGAUGAUCACUUGAUUUGUUCACAUUAAUUCCUUUCAGCGUUUUCACACCUGACUCACUGCAGCAGCUCGGUAGUGACACGUUGAAGAUUCCCCUCCAGUGAUAUUUAAGACUUAGGAAUUGUAAUGAAGAUAUCUUCAGUUUUAGCUGUUGUGCUCUAAGUUAGCACGUCUGCUCUUUCACAAAAAUCGAGCGCAGCAUUAGUUUAGGCAGACAGAACAUCAGCUGCUCUUACGCCAGCGUUUCCAUUUAAACUUCUUCAUCCUGCCUUUUCUUGCAGCUCUCCCUGCAAACCACUUUACACCCCGCCUCCACCCAGCUCCUCCUUCAUGCUGUAUCUGAUUUAACCAGUGUCAUAUGUAUCAUCACUGAUGCUCACUCUGUGCUGUACCCUCGAACCUCUUCGCUGAUGCUCUCCCUGCAAACCACUUUACAACCCGCCUCCACCCAGCUCCUCCUUCAUGUUGUGUCUGAUUUCACCAGUGUCAUAUGUGUCAUCACUGGUGCUCGCUCUGUUCUGUAUCCCGGGGACUCUUCGCUGAUGCUCUCCCUGCCUGCCUUGGCUUUCUUUAAAAGUUAUAUUUUUGGGCAUUUUGGCCUUUAUUGAUAGGACAGCUGAAGAGAGACAGGAAACGUGGGGAGUAGAGAGAGGGGGAAGACAUGCAGGAAACACUCGCAGCCAGGAGUCGAACAGGCGACCAUGUGGGGCGCUUAGACAGCUAGCCCACCAGUGCCCCAAACCUGCCUUGGCUUUUCAUGUAUGCACAUGAAAGAGAGGGGAAGUGUGCUCUCCCCACCUCACACUCUGGUAUCUGCUCCCUGCCCUUCCACGUAGGCAGGUGGAAGAGCAGGGAGCUCCCAGAACAGAGUCAUUCUGCCAAAUUUCACCCAAAUAAUUAUUUUGACAAAAGUGGUUCUGACUUAAAAACACUUAAAUGUCAGCAACCUUGAAACAUCCGGCUCAUUUCCUUGUUUCCUAGCAGCAUUUAUCACCUAAAACUGCUCAUAAAAGGAGUACUAUCAACACAUCAGCGGCGGUUUCUCCCAUGUGACAUGAAUGCAGCACCACAGGUGAGAAAGGACGCUGAACAAUGUAGCUCGCUGCUCCUUGAACCCCGUAUCACUGUGAUGAUUGGGGGACUUUUGCCUUGAAACGCAGCUUAUUUCUCGUACUGUCACUUCCUUUUCCUUCAGAAGCCAAAUAUGGAGACUUUUGAGGCGUCUCAGCCUUUUUUCUCAACAUCACUGAAACGACUAUUUCUGUCUGCUUUGUUUCCUGAAGGUUAGAUUCUGAUGUUUGUCUCCAAAUUGGCUGAAACUCUAUUUCCGUGUGUCGCUCAGGAGAGACAUGAACCCUCUCUCUGGGAUGUGUGUUUUCACAGUUCUGUCUCUGCUAUGUGCAUUAGUUGCUGGUUAUGGGUUUCCAUGACGUCAGUAUUUUUUCAAAAGAGAGAAUAAAUCUGUGUUUUUCUAAGAA